UGCGUUGACUUACAAUUGAGUGUAGACCUCUCCAAUAUGGCGGAAGCACUGACGUCUUGUAAUAGCUAGCACUCGCAACGGCUUCCUGCUUGCAGUGUUGCCGUAGUUACCGGACGCGUGCCUAUUCGGUUUCACUGUAAAACAGAUAUCCGUGUAAAGGACAAAGGGAUUUUUUUUUUAAACGGCUAAAGCGAAACAAGGCCGGUCUAACUGUACAACAGAAACGCCGAGAUGAACUCACAGAGAUUCCUACCAGUCAGUGGUAAGGCUGCAUCGGUCUUUCACUCUGCAUAAUAAAGGGCAAAUCGCCUGCGUGUCAACACCGGAUCUAGGGAGAAACUUUUCCAUGGGCGUCCUCCAGUUUGCUGCUUGUCCAGAAAAGCUGAAAAGACUCACGCAGCCCAGCCAGGAGACGCCAAAUUGUCGUGGAAAUUAGACAACAUUCGCAGACUCGUCCUCUGAAGCAGAUAAACAUUCUGUACUGAUCUAAGUACAUGACAUGGCCUUCUUAGGCGUUAUCCUCUGAUGAACGUGAAACAGAACAAGAACAACACUAUUACAAACAUGAUGCAUAUUGACCAUCCAGCCAACACACUACUGAAACGCAUUAUGGUCCACCGAUCAUCCACCUGUCUCAAACCUUCACCCAAAUCCGUCAGGAGCUCUACAAACUACAUAGAGAGGAUGCCACCAGAGGUCACUGAGAAGAUUAUUUCAUAUUUGGAUGCAGAAUCCCUUUUCUGCCUUGGCUUCGUCAACAAGCAUUUCCAUGAGCUGGCUGAGAACAAUACCAUGUGGUAUCACUUUUACACCUGUCAGCGAGCAAAAACGAAGACAUCCAGGCUAAUAAAGGAUGUGACAGAUGGAGUGGACAUGGCCAGCAUUCAGGAAAAGCCUAAGGGAUACUGGAGGAGAGUUUUCUUUAAAGAACUGGCCAGUCAUAAUGGAAGCUGGAAGAAAAAACUCAAAUCCAUUCAUUCUUACACUGGACUGCCAAUUCGAACAGUUGAAAUUCUCAGGAGUUUGGGUGUCAUGUGGGAGAUCACAGUGAAGGAAGCAAGAGGACAUGAGAACAGAAUUAAACACUCUCACGUGUACUUUGGCCAAGCCUCUCUGACUGUUGGGUGGAGUUCAGGAAACUGGCCAAUUCUGGAUAAACCUACUACACUAGAGCUGCAUGGAGUGAUGCUUGUGCCCAUUAACUGUCCAGUCACAUACAGACCAGGCUGGAGAUCACUCUUAAGAAAAUUUAUUGUGAAGAAGGACGGUGGGAAAUUAUGCAGUUCAGACAGGGUCAUCUCUUUGCUGUACAUUGAGAAAGGUGUAACUGUGGGGGUUUGGCAGAAGCAACAGGAAAUUGCAUUUGUCCUAGUGAACUUACAUUAUCACAGGCUUGUGGAAAGAAAUCUCCUGGGGUCAUCCACCACUCCGUAUGAGUCAACAGACAUGCAAGCCCAUUUUGAUGACAUUGAUCCUGUUUAUGGCUUGCAUGGUUACAGUGUGCACCUUGAGCUGCACAACACAGUAGAAAGCAUUGCAUCAGUCAACUUUUCCCAGCUGUUCUGCAGGAAAGAUCAGAUUGCUGAUGGGUACAUCCCUUUGCAAGUUAUCAGUAAAGACAACAGAUCACGACAAACCCCUCUGUGUGGAAAAACCAGCUUGCCUUGGAGGACUGAAGCACUACAGGGAUGCAUAGAGCAUUGUUGCAUAUUGACUCUCACUGUUCUUGCUGAAGCCCAGACACCAUUCUGGUGUGUUAGUGAUCCUGUAGCUAUUACUAAAUCAAACCAUGAGGAAGUGUCAUAUGACUGUAAAGGAGAGAGCUUCUUUAUGGAAUAUCAGGACUCAGAUGGAAAGCUGGAGAUUGAGCUGGAGUGGAUGGAGGAACAGAAACAGUUUGUCAUGGUUAAUUUAAUCCUUUUUCUUUCGAUUGGCAAAGUAAACAGGCACUUUAGAAGGGAUUAUUGAUACUCCCAUGGACAUUUUACCUUAAUAAUAAUACAUAUAGUGCAUCCGGAAAGUAUUCACAGCGCUUCACUUUUCCCACAUUUUGUUAUGUUUCAGCCUUAUUCCAAAAUGGAUUCAAUUCAUUAUUUUCCUCAAAAUUCUACAAACAAUACCCCAUAAUGACAAUGUGAAAGAAGUUUGUUUGAAAUCUUUGCAAAUUUAUUAAAAAUAAAAAAUAAAAAAAGCACAUAAGUAUUCACAGCCUUUGCUCAAUACUUUGUUGAAGCACCUUUGGCACCAAUUACAGCCUCGAGUCUUUUUGAGAAUGAUGCUACAAGCUUGGCACACCUAUUUUUGGGCAGUUUCUCCCAUUCUUCUUUGCAGGAUCUCUCAAGCUCCAUCAGAUUAGCUGGGGAGCGUCGGUGCACAGCCAUUUUCAGAUCUCUCCAGAGAUGUUCAAUCGGGUUCAAGUCUGUGCUCUGGCUUGACCACUCAAGGACAUUCACAGAGUUGUCCUGUAGCCACUCCUUUGUUAUCUUGGCUGUGUGCUUAGGGUCGUUGUCCUGUUGGAAGAUGGACCUUCGCCCCAGUCUGAGGUCCAGAGCGCUCUGGAGGAGGUUUUCAUAAAGGAUGUCUCUGUACAUUGGUGCAUUCAUCUUUCCCUCGAUCCUGACUAGUCUCCCAGUUCCUGCCGCUGAAAAACAUCCCCACAGCAUGAUGCUGCCACCACCAUGCUUCACUGUAGGGAUGGUAUUGGCCAGGUGAUGACUGGUGCCUGGUUUCCUCCAGACAUGACGCUUGCCAUUCAGGCCAAAGAGUUCAAUCUUUGUUUCACCAGACCAGAGAAUUUUGUUUCUCAUGGUCUGAGAGUCCUCCAGGCGGGCUGUCAUGUGCCUUUUACUGAGGAGUGGCUUCCGUCUGAUUGGUGGAGUGCUGCAGAGAUGGCUGUUCUUCUGAAAGGUUCUCCUCUCUCCACAGAGACACGCUGGAGCUCUGUCAGAGUGACCAUCGGGUUUUUGGUCACCUCCCUGACUAAGGCCCUUCUCCCCCGAUCGCUCAGUUUGGCAUGGCGGCCAGCUCUAGGAAGAGUCCUCCUGGUUCCAAACUUCUUCCAUUUACAGAUGACGGAGGCCACUGUGCUCAUUGGGACUUUCAAUGCUGCAGAAAUGUUUCUGUACCCUUCCCCAGAUCUGUGCCUCGAUACAACCCUAUCUUGGAGGUCUACAGACAAUUCCUUGGACUUCAUGGCUUGGUUUGUGCUCUGACAUGCAUUGUCAACUGUGGGACCUUAUAUAGACAGGUGUGUGCCUUUCCAAAUCAUGUCCAAUCAACUGAAUUUACCACAGGUGGACUCCAGUCAAGUCGUAGAGACAUCUCGAGGAUGAUCAGUGGAAACAGGAUGCACCUGAGCUCAGUUUUGAGUGUCAUGUCAAAGGCUGUGAAUACUUAUGUACAUGUGCUUUUUUUUGUUUUUUAUUUUUAGUAAACUUCUUUCACAUUGUCAUUAUGGUGUAUUGUUUGUAGAAUUUUGAGGAAAAUAAUGAAUUGAAUCCAUUUUGGAAUAAGGCUGUAACAUAACAAAAUGUGGAAAAAGUGAAGCGCUGUGAAUACUUUCCGGAUGCACUGUACACGACACACACACACACACACACACACACACACACACACACACACACACACAACACUGUGUUUGGAACCUUGAUCAUAUUAAAUUUCUUCUGUAUAAACUGUAUAUUGAAAAAAAAAAUAAAGAGCAUAAGUGAUUAA
Messenger RNA from Ictalurus furcatus (blue catfish), 3714 nucleotides. It is a transcript of the gene fbxo15, whose product is annotated as F-box protein 15. Bases 526 to 1968 code for a protein of 480 amino acids. The record is from RefSeq and is a predicted model, not a curated record. Lineage: Eukaryota; Metazoa; Chordata; Actinopteri; Siluriformes; Ictaluridae. Gene Ontology annotation, molecular function: protein binding. The transcript has 13 exons.